Hibiscus syriacus is the source of this 883-nucleotide messenger RNA. RefSeq names its product ras-related protein RABD1-like. Gene Ontology annotation, molecular function: GTP binding; GTPase activity. Bases 107 to 712 code for a protein of 201 amino acids. The transcript is spliced from 8 exons. Lineage: Eukaryota; Viridiplantae; Streptophyta; Magnoliopsida; Malvales; Malvaceae. The record is from RefSeq and is a predicted model, not a curated record.
AACUUUCUCACUGUUGACAUAGAAACUAAAAACUCGAACUUUCCCUUUUCUCUGCCGAACAGUCCGUACCUUCGUCUCAAAGAUUUUCAAGUCUUUUGGAUCUCAAAUGAGCAACGAAUACGAUUAUCUGUUCAAACUUCUGCUUAUCGGCGACUCUUCCGUCGGAAAAUCAUGUUUACUUCUCAGAUUCGCCGAUGAUUCUUACGUGGAUAGCUACAUCAGUACCAUCGGUGUUGAUUUCAAAAUCAGAACUGUGGAGCUGGAUGGCAAGACGAUCAAGCUGCAAAUUUGGGAUACUGCUGGACAGGAGCGUUUUCGGACUAUCACGAGCAGUUAUUACCGAGGAGCCCAUGGGAUAAUUAUAGUCUACGAUGUUACUGAGAUGGAAAGCUUCAAUAAUGUCAAGCAAUGGUUGAAUGAGAUUGAUAGAUAUGCUAAUGACAGUGUAUGCAAGCUUCUGGUCGGCAACAAAUGUGAUUUAGUUGAGAACAAGGUUGUUGACACUCAAACAGCGAAGGCUUUUGCUGAUGAACUCGGGAUUCCUUUCCUGGAGACGAGUGCUAAAGAUUCAAUCAAUGUGGAGCAGGCUUUCUUAACCAUGGCUGCUGAAAUCAAGAAAAAAAUGGGUAGUCAACCAGCUGCCAACAGGUCAACCGGAACCGUUGAAAUGAAGGGACGGCCGAUCGAGCAGAAGAACAACUGCUGUGGCUAAUUGACCAUGUAAGCAUUUAACUCUGUUUUAGAGAGACCAUAAACAUGUUGCAUAUCAUAUGAACCUGUCGGAAACUAAAAGUGUUAGCUGUUUGAACCCUCUGUUGUAAGCGCAAAUUGUAAUGCUCGUUAAUAAUUGGCAUAAUAACAAAAUACCUCCAACGUUGGCAUA